This is a messenger RNA of Dipodomys ordii (Ord's kangaroo rat), 5736 nucleotides long. It is a transcript of the gene Iqcn, whose product is annotated as KIAA1683 ortholog. The transcript has 3 exons. The record is from RefSeq and is a predicted model, not a curated record. Gene Ontology annotation, molecular function: protein binding. The coding region runs from base 1 to 5736 and encodes 1911 amino acids. Lineage: Eukaryota; Metazoa; Chordata; Mammalia; Rodentia; Heteromyidae.
AUGCAGCAAGCGACACAGCUCCCCACCACACACCAGCUGCCACCCACCGGGCCAUGCUUCCCCGUUCCCCAGCAGGGGCCUGGCCUCCUGGCAGAGCUGGGGAUCCCCCCUCUCCAGCUCCAGCCCGCGCCCUCCCAGUCCAAGGCCCACACCCUGCCAGCGGCAGCUCCAAAUCAGCCGGAGCCCCUGCGCGUGCCCCAGCUGCGCGCCGUGGUCGAGAGCCAGGCCUUCAAGAACAUUCUGGUGGAUGAGAUGGACCUGAUGCUGGCACGGGCGGCCACGCUCAUCCAGGCGAGCUGGCGGGGCUACCUGCUGCGGCAGAAGCUGGUGUCGCAGAUGUCGGCCGCCAAGGCCAUCCAGGAGGCCUGGCGGCGCUUCCACACGCGGCGCCUGCUGCGCUCCAGCAGGGCGGCGCUGCGCAGGGCCCCCGGCCCCGAGGCCGACGCCGACAUCCCCUACCACGCGCCACAGCAGGUCCGCUUCCAGCCACCCGGCGCCGAGUGCCUGGCCUGCCCGCCCCUCAUGGUGAGCAGGGAGACUCAGUGUCCCUCUUGGGACUGCCUGGCUACCUGCGUCCCGCGGCCCGCACUGUCGCCAUCCCCAGCCGCUGCUCCCGGUGCUGGCCGAGCCUGCAGGGCCGCCUUUCCACAGCCCGCCACGCCCUCGGGGCUCCCCGGCCCCUGCGGUCUGGAGCCGAAGUUCCAAAGCGGCCUGCUGACCAAGACGGUGAGGAACACCUCUCUGGUGCAGCAGACGGAGAAGGAAGUGGUCAAGACCAAGCCGGCGGCAGCCCGAACCGCCAGAGCCCCGGAGUCCCCUCCCUGUGGGAGGGGGGCCCGGGCCGGGUGCCGGGGGGUCAGGGUCCCGACCCAGACCCCUGCGGAUGCUGAGGACCCGAGGCCGCAGCCCCACCCGUGCCCGGCACCCGCCUCCGCCAAGGCCUUCCUCAGGCCCUGCACCGGGCUCUCCACGCUCAGGCCCCCGGCCCAGGGGGGCACAGCACCCACCAGCAGGACACUGCCGCAGAAGUGUGCCACAUCUGCACCUGCACCACCUCAGACGUGCCAUGAGCCCGCCACACCCAGACCCCCGGCGCACACGCACCUCCUGGUGUCUCUAACCAGCAUGUCCACGCAAACGCGCGCACCCAGCACCCUGCUAAGGCCAUCCGUGCCCGUGUGCCUGCUCUCCUCCACCAAGACCCCCGCCCAGCCUCGCCCUGCAGCCGCCGGAACCAAAGCCCCUGCCUCACCGUGCCCGGGUGCCCCGGGGAGGACCGCGCCCCAGGUGCGCCCAGUGGUCGCCCCCUCCCGUGGCCCGGCCGCGGGGCCCUCCAAGUCCUCCUCACAGACGGGGCCCCGGCCCCCGCCACAGGCGCGCCUGGCCGCCAUGCUCACCAGGACCCCUGCCCACAUCCGCAACGUGGCCACCGUGCUCAAGACGCUGUGCCUGGUGCACCCCAGCACGGGCACGCUGAAGGCCCCGGCCUGCGCCCCGCAGUCCGCCGGCGCCCCCAAGCCCAAGGCCUCCGCGAGCCUCAAGCCGGGCGCGGGGCCUGCGCGGCUGCCCUCGCAGUCCUGCGUGCCGGAUGCGAAGGCCCAGGCCGGGCCCCAGCCACAGGAGGACCUGGGGGCGCCGAAGGCCCCGGCCAAGGCCUCCUUGGACGUUGAGAAGACGAAGAUCUGCGCCCCCAGACUCGCAAAGCCGGAGAUGGUGUCCAAGUCGAGCAUGACGCUGGCCAUGAGCACGGUGGCGUCGUGGUCCAGGGUGGCAGAGGCUAAGCCCAAGCCCGCGGUGCAGACCCAGCAGACUGAGAUCAUCCGCGUGCGGUCUCGGCUGCUGGUGCCCGCAGACACGUCCGUGGCUCCGACACUCACCAAGGCCACAGCACACACGCAGACGCCCACUGGACAGAGCAGGGCCACGCUCCAGCCCCGGCCGGCCACCGCCCCGCCCCUGCCGGGCCCCUACCCCACCAAGACUGCCCGGCAGGCCAAGGCGCUGUGCCAGGCCCAGCUCACCUCCUGCCUGAGUCGGCCGCACCGGCCGGCCGAGCUGACUGUGGUACUGCCCACCACCUGUCCACCCCCGGGGCAGCCGCAGCUGGCCACCUGCUUCACCAGAACCGCGGCGCACUUCUGCCCGCCCGCCACGCAGACCCAGGUGCUCUCGCAGGCCACGCGGCUCAUCAAGGUCUCCUCCCAGCUCUACUCCUCCACCGAACCGCACCGGGCCCCGUCCAGCCCCGCCAAGCUGGCCAAGGCCCCAUCGCUGGCCCACCUGGUCACGUGUCUGACCCGCGUGCAAUCCCACACCCACAGGCCGGUGGGGCUGGGCGGGGACACGGCUGGGUGCAUCUACACCGCCCGCCCGCCGUCCACCUACCUGGGCAGCAAGGCCCAGUCACAGCCCCUCCUGGUGGCCUCCAAGCCGUCCACCCUGCCCAGCCAGGACCCAGGGCCUCCUGGGGCUGUGUCCGGAAGCCCGUCGGACGGCAGAGCGGCACCCAUCCCACCACGCUGCCUCACUCCGGGCCCUGGGCCCCGUCCAGCCGUGUCGGAGGCCGCCAGCACGCUGGUCCCGCUGCUGGCCGCGGCCAGCUGCACCUGUCGUGGGGACGCGUGGGGCGACGGCCGGGAGUCAGCGUCACGCCCGCGGGCGCCCGCAGGAAGCCGUCCUGAGGACACGGCCGCUGCCCAGAUCGCCGCGCUGUGCGCCGAGCUGGCAUCUGCGCUGGGCUCCCAGGAGGACCUGCGCAGCCUGCUGGCCCGGGCGCUGUCCCAGGGCGAGGUGCGGGCGGCCCUGAACCAGGCUCUGGGCAACACCAUGGCCCGGGCGCUGCCCCACGGUGUGCUGAGCACCGCGCUCACGCGGGCGCUGUCCUGGGGCGAGCUGGGCGUCACGCUGACCCGCGUGCUGUCCCGCGGCGAGCUGCGGACGGAGCUGGCCCGGGCUGUGCAGGGCAGGCUGGCCGACGUGCUGGGCAAGGCUCUGUCGGACGAGGAGCUCCUGGCACUGGGCCAGGCCCUGUGUCCUGGGGAGCCGGGCGUCCUCCAGGGCCCAGCCGGGACGCAGGUGACCCGGAGGCCCACGGCCACCCUCCCCAAGGCCCCCUCGAAGCCGGCUGGAAGCAGGAUGACCGUGCUGUCAGCGCCGGGGGCCCUGGACUGCCGCGUGGACCCCCCACUGUCGUGGGGCGUUGCUGUGAGCUCCGGGAGGCUGCCAUCCUGCAAGGUCAGGGCCAGGCGCGUGGCUGUCGGGGGCUACACUGCAGCGCUCGUGCGGGCUGGGGGGGAUGGCACCGCGUGGGGGGGGCCACCCUGCUUCCCCACGGCCCCCUGCGGCUCGCUGGCCGCCGCCGGCCCUCCCCAGGGUCCUCUUCUCAUCGUCCCCGGCCCCAUCCCAUCGGGGCACCCGGGACCGCGUGGCAAGGUCGUUUCUGACCUGUGUCUGCGCCCCAAGCCGGGAGCCUUCUGCCUGGGCCCCGACUGGCUGGCGGGAGGAGAGGGCCCCCACUGGCCCCAGUCUCCCCAGUCCCGGCCACCCCCCAGCCCAGGGUGGGUCCUCACUGCCAAUGGCAUCGGCCCCAGCUCCAGCCGGGUGCCCGAGAGUGGCGGCCCCGGCCCCCCGCAGCCCCCCGUGGCCAGCACGGUGGCCCCUCAAGCGUGGAUGCCGGUGGGGGAGGACAGCGUGGCGUCGCUCAGGGCGGGGGGCGUGCAGGGUGCCCACGGCUCGCGGGCACCCGCGUCCCCUCCCGGCUCAAGCUGCUGGUGCCAGAGUGCAGGGCGCGGCAGGACGUCCCCCAUCAUCUGCUCCUGCUCCGUGGCCAGGUGCCUCAACCACCUGUGCAAGGUCACGGAGGAGCACGUGAGGACACACAGCCAGGCGUCCCCCCGGGCGCCGGAGGGCGCGGGGGCCCCAGCCCCUCAUCCGCGCAGGACCCCCGCCCAGCUCCAGGCCCCCAGCGCCGGACACGGGAAGAGUCUCAGGAAGAGCCCCCCCUCCGGCACUCCGGCCCCCCGUGGGCCCGCGGCCCGGCCCCGCCGGCCUAUGUCCCUGCUGGACGAGCUGGUGAGCGGCCUGCCCAGGCACCCGCGGGAAGUCCUGGCCAAAAGCUUCAAGCCGGGCGCAGCCCGCAGCCCGGACAGCACGUCGCCCAGCUCGGGCUCCAGCAGCAGCUCUGCCCGUGCCACUGAACUGCCCACCGGGCCGGGGCCGAGGGAGAGCAGGGCAGGACGACAGGAGGGCGUGCGACCCGGGCCCGCGUCCCCCUCCCGGCCCCCGGCCGCCACCACCGGGCCGCGCCCCCCACAGUCUCCCCGCUGUGGUCCCCUGGCCGACCACGCGGCCUCCGGCCUCCACCGGUCCCUGGGGAGAGACUCAGGGCGACCCGCGCCGGCCCCAGGGCCGCCCGAGCCGGGCCGGGCCCGUCUGAAGAGGAGUCUGUCCCUAGGCGCCAUGGUCCCCCCGAGGGACCUUGGGCCUGAUCCUUGUCCACCCAAGACCCCUGCAGCUGGGUCGGGAGCCCCGCGGGCCCACCCCCCACCUGGGGCCCUGGGCGGAGCUGCGCCCCCAGCCCCCAGCCAGCCCGGUCCUGCGGCCCAACCCGCGGAGCCCCGCAAGUGGCCUUUGGGGUACACUCCACCACCCUUGGCUGCUGGGGGGUUCCUCAACUUUGUCCAGCCAGCCUUGGGGUGCGGGACGUUCCCUGCCUUUGUACAACCAUCUGUGGAGUGUGGGGUGUUCCCACAUUUCGCCCAGCCGUCCCUGUCUGUUGGGGGACCUCCACAUUUCUCCCAGUCUGUUGGGGGACCCCCACAUUUCUCCCAGCCGUCCGUGGUGGCUGGGGGACCCCCACAUUUCACCCAGCCGUCUGUGGUGGCCGGGGGACCCCCACAUUUCGCCCAGCCAUCCGUGGCGGCCAGGGGACCCCCACAUUUCACCCAGCCGUCUGUGGCUCCUGGGGGAUCCCCACAUUUUGCCCAGCCGUUUUUGGCGGCCGGGGGACCCCCACAUUUCGUCCAGCCGUCUGUGGCUCCUGGGGGAUCCCCACAUUUCGCCCAGCCGUUUUUGGCGGCCGGGGGACCCCCACACUUCGCCCAGCCAUUUUUGGCAGGCGGGUUGUCCCCAGUCCUUUCCCAGAUGUCUGCCGCCAGUAGGGCGUCCUCCCGGGUCAUCCAGACGCCCUCCUGCCUCCGGGCGGCCCCCAGGCUGACCCCAGCGUUCCUGGCCGGCUUCUACCCGGGUCUGCCCCAGCUGUCGGCCGCCCUGGGGGCCCUGAGCCUGGUGCAGCCCUCGGUGGUGGUCGGGGUGGGCCACGGCUUCCGGGAGCCGGCGGUGCCGGGCAGGGGCGGCGCACUGGGAGAGGCGGGAGCCGGGCCGGGCUGUACCCCGCUGGGAGGGCGACGGCACCGGGAUGGUAUAGAUCCCCUCCACCUGCGCACGCCGGCGCUGCGCAGCCCAGGGUUCCCCGGCCCGCCCCUGCGUGAUGCCACGCCCAUGUCUCCGCCCUGCCGCGAGAGGGCGGGGUCUAGAACCCGGGCGAUGCCAAGACGUCACCGCGGACUGCAGGGGCCCGAGCCGCCGCCGCCGCCGCCGCCGCGCAGCCCCGCGUCCGCUCGCCGAGGUCCUCGCCCCGCCGCCGCCCCGCGCUACCGCCGCAUCCGAGCAGGGCAAGGUGAGCGCCGGGCGACGCGGGGGGCGCAGGCUGCGGGCACCUGCAUAACCUUCAUUUGA